AUGGCUCUCAAAGGUUUCGCUUUUAAGAGAAUGGCGGUGGCGGCUCCUCACAUCUGUGAUAUCUUAUGUGAAAGGGAAAUUAUUUGCCAGAUCUAUAAUUUCAACAGAAAAGAACAGAUCAAAGGAUCGCAGAACAACCGCACAAAGGAUGCAAGACCCGAGAAUUUCCGCUCAGACCCAGCGUGGUUUUAUAUUCGCCGUUUAAACGGAAGAGAUCAUGAUGAAUGCAUCAGUGGAAACAAUGCCUGUGACGUCAAUGCAUACUGUACCAACACUGUGGGUUCCUAUUACUGUACCUGCAAGGAAGGAUACACUGGCGAUGGACGCUCGUGUUCAGACAUAGACGAGUGCUUGUCUGGUAAACAUAGCUGUGAGGGUAAUACCACAUGCAAUAACACCAUUGGAUCGUACUCCUGCAGGUGCAAGAAAGGAUACCAGGGAAAUAAGACAAACUGUACUGACAUAGAUGAGUGUUUGAAGAGAACACACGGUUGUGAUGUGAAUGCUGUGUGUAACAAUUUCCUGGGAUCUUAUAAGUGCACCUGUAAAGAUGGAUUUCAAGGAUAUGGAACUAAAUGCACUGAUAACUAG
Molecule: messenger RNA, 591 nt
Organism: Pocillopora verrucosa
Lineage: Eukaryota; Metazoa; Cnidaria; Anthozoa; Scleractinia; Pocilloporidae
Source: RefSeq, a predicted model, not a curated record